Sphaeroforma arctica JP610 is the source of this 524-nucleotide messenger RNA. RefSeq lists its product as hypothetical. Bases 1 to 510 code for a protein of 169 amino acids. The record is from RefSeq and is a predicted model, not a curated record. The transcript has a single exon. Lineage: Eukaryota; Ichthyosporea; Ichthyophonida.
AUGACGUCAUCACAGAUUCUAUCUACCGACACAUCGCACUACUCCCCAAAGCCACUGUCGUCGCCGAUGACAUCACCAGUCCCACCCAGACCCACUAAUAGGCCGAUGCGGCAGCUGACUCAGACGCCCCAAUUCGGUCCUGCAUUGACCUCGAGUGAAAGUAUCUCGAGAACAGAUAGUUCUAACAGCCUUUUAGGUAGCUCUAGCAAUCCUGUAGGUAGCCCUAACAAAAUUGUAGGUAGCUCUAGCAAUCUCGCGAGUAUGAAUAGCCCCAGCCAAGAAAGCAUUUUCAGCGCGAACGCCGAAUCUAUAUAUAGCCCAACCGGAGUCACCAACACUGGUUCAAUAACGUCACCCAGUACUGAACAGUUAAUCAGUGCCCACGCACCAGUGACGACACCCCCCUCUGAGCCAAUCAAAACGCCCGAAACUAAUGACACAGUACUCCACCCCAAGCGCCAGAGUUUUUCGACAGUGGAUCUGGAAGACGAUGAAAUGUCUUUACGCUGAACUCGCCACACACA